UUUGCACAGUGUCAUGUGGUUACUUUAUUUGUAACCUGUUGCUUUGUUUUGAAAACUUUAGCAAUAGCUGGAUUAAAACCUUCUGCAAACAUUAAUAUUUAACUGAGGAACAAAAAUAUGAGAUAACUUUUUAACAUACAUAUAGCCACAAUGAUUGACAAUUAUCUGGUGAAUGACAUUACUAUUAUUUGCCAUUAGCUGUGACAAUUAUGACUAAAUGUUUUAAAUAAACUAAGUUAUUCUUUCUUAUUCAUUGUUAUUGUCAUCUGGAUCAUGGGAAAUACAAAUUUCCCUCUGUCAAUAUUUUCUUUAAUUUAAUUUUAAUUAAUACUCUGUGGUUGACAAUGCGGUGUAGUUAUAGUUUUUUAGUUCACCCUGGUGUUUUAACUGGCAUUACGAUGGUCUUGUCAAUAUUAAUAUCUCAAGUCAUGAAUUUUUCAUGACUGAUGGUUUAUUCAAUGACCAAAAGAUUUAUUCAAAGAUACUACAAAUAUUCUUGAAGUAUUGGUACCUAAUCAUUCUUUAUGAUGAAAAUGAUUCCAUACGUUAAAGGAUUACCCAUUAUUGGGACUUCGUUAUCUAUAUUAGCUGCUGGAUCCAGCCCAAAGCUGCAUUUGUAUAUAGAUAGAAGACAUAAAAAGCUGGGUCCGAUCUUCAAGGAGAACAUGGGAACAGUAUGUGGCACAUUCGUUGCUGAUCCGCUGGCAGCCAGGACUGUCUUUUCUGCCGAGGGAAGAUAUCCAAAACAUAUGGUACCAGAUGCCUGGAAAGUUUAUAACAAAAUAUACAAUUGUAAUAGAGGGCUGUUUUUCAUGGAGGGAGAAGAAUGGCUGAAGUACCGACAUAUAAUGAAUAAAUUGAUAUUGAAGAGGAAUUUACCAAACCAGCAAGUUCAAGAAUAUAUUAUAAGUAGUUUUAUGGAAAGUAUGGAUAACUUUGUUGGAAAACAAAUGCAUAACAUUGAGCACAAAUUUUAUCAAUUGUCAAUAAGUUUUUUUAUUGGAACUUUGAUGGGUACUGCAAUAAUUAACAAAAUGGAAUACUUUAACAAGGACAUAGAUAACUUAGCUCUUGUUGUUAAUUCCAUAUUCUCAACAACAACAAAUUUAAUGAACAUUCCAAUCAGCCUUGCCACAUCACUCAAUAUGAAGAUUUGGAAAGAAUUUACUGAAUCUGUGGAAUAUACCCUAAAGGCAGGGAGGGUACUGUUAGAAAAAAUUAAAGGCUUCCCUUUGAAUGAUGGACUACUGAAAGACUUACUGGAGGAAGACCUGGAUGACGAAGUAAUAACUGGACUUGUCAUGGAUAUGAUUCUAGCUGCAGGUGAUACUUCUGCUUACACAAGUCAAUGGGCUCUCUAUCUGCUAAGUAGAGAACCAGAAGUGGCUGAUAAAGUACGUUCUAACGAUCAGUUGGUUAGUGGUGUGGUUAAAGAAGUUCUGAGGCUCUAUCCUGCGGCAAUAUUCAUCUCUCGCUACUUGGAUAGAGAUCUAAUCUUACCAACUUUAGACUGUCAACUGUCCAAGGGGGAAUUAGUGAUGUUAUCAUUGUACACCAUUGGUCGACUUGAAUCUGCCUAUACUGAACCUCUCAAGUUCAAGCCUGAAAGGUGGAUGAGGCACGUUGACAGUAAUAGCCGUCAUUAUUUAGGUGUCAAAGAACCUAUGGCCUGGUUGCCGUUUGGUGUUGGAUCUAGAUCAUGUAUUGGUCGAAGAUUAGCAGAGGCCCAACUUCACCUCACCAUAUCUAAAAUACUUUCAAAAUACCGGCUCCAUCUCGUUGAACCUGUGGACAUGGAGUUGCGGAUGGUUCCAGUACCAACAAAACCGAUAAAAAUCAAAGUGGAUAGGCUGUAAUAUUGGUAAUGAAGAAUGAGCAUUGAUUUUUAUAUCCUGAUAAAAUUAGGAUAACAUGUUAUUGGCAUAUAAUUACUGUCUUGAAGAAUCAUCUGCGAUUUAGAUCACCAUAAUCAACUUUAACAUUGAAUGUAAAUUAUUUAAUGACUUUAGCAUGAAAAGUGAAUAAUUUUUGAUAGAAUAUUUUUGUUAGAAAUUUUUAUAAAUAUGUUAAACUAUAA
Messenger RNA from Nezara viridula (southern green stink bug), 2077 nucleotides. Lineage: Eukaryota; Metazoa; Arthropoda; Insecta; Hemiptera; Pentatomidae. The record is from the annotation of a GenBank genome assembly.